Ylistrum balloti is the source of this 3315-nucleotide messenger RNA. RefSeq lists its product as uncharacterized. NCBI's taxonomy places the organism in Eukaryota, Metazoa, Mollusca, Bivalvia, Pectinida, Pectinidae. The transcript has a single exon. Bases 151 to 3315 code for a protein of 1054 amino acids. The record is from RefSeq and is a predicted model, not a curated record. Gene Ontology annotation, molecular function: zinc ion binding; nucleic acid binding.
GGGAAUAGUUCGUCUUCUCAGGCACGUAGAGCACGUGCGUAUGCCCAGGUAAGGGUGGGUGCGCGGGUGAAUAGUCAUUCUCUAGCUCUCCGUCUAGCAGUGCAGUCCAGUUAAUGUCUCUAUCAUAUAUAUAGUAUCAUAGUUUCUACCAUGCAGAACGAUUCAUUAUGCACACUGUCGGACCAGAUACAGGCUGCGGUUGGAAAGUCACAAAACGAAAUACUCGGGCAUUUGGAUACAUUAAUUUCACAAAAGUUGAGCUCGUUUGAGAGAAAAAUGUGUGAAAAUUCUGAGGCAUCUUUAAACAAGAUACAAGAAACAAUUCAGUGUACGGAUACCUACAAAUUCAAAAAGAGAAGUUGCGAGGAACAGUACAAGUUCAAUACCAAAGUGCGCGGGAAAUUAUUGGACGCCGCGCAGGCCGUCAGUACGGACAUGGACACCGCCAGGCUUAAGAUACAGGAGGGUAUGUCGCUUAUAGACUAUCGCAACAAGCUAAUUAAGUUGGCGGACAGUUCUGAAGCAGGCUGGAAAACCGUCGAUGAGUAUGUAGCAAAUCCUAUAGCGUCGGACUCCGACGAUGAAAGGAAAAUCGACAGGGCCAGCUCCAAGGCAGUUAAAAAGGCAAAGGCGGAAAAGUUAAAGUCCAGCAGGGGAAGACAGCGUUUCAACCCUUAUCAAAGAGAGACUUUUGUGUCCAGGAGCCAGACAAACGCCGCUACUACGACCGACAGAACAGGUCCUUUCCCACGGGGCGGGACCAAGCCCGGUACAUGCUUUGGGUGUGGAAAGGCCGGACAUUGGCGACAAGAGUGUCCGGAAAUCAAAGGAGUCGCCUCGGCUGUAUCCGGAUAUAAGAUAAGUGGUUCUUUAUUUGAUAUGCAUGAAAAAGUAUCGGCGAAGCAGGACGCAGGUAAGGUAGGGGCGACACAGGACGCUCCACGUGUCACAUGUGAUACUUCGCCAGUGGGGCGCUUGAAGGGUAAGAGCCAGUAUUGGGCAGACCAAGGUACCAUUGAAGUAGUACAAUCUAUCAUCGAGAGAGGUUAUAAAAUUCCUUUUCACGAAAUUCCACCAAGGGUGUCUUUGUCAAAUAACAAAACCGCAAAAGAUAACCCCGAUUUUGUCGUGGGGGAGAUAACUAAGCUUUUACGGUUAGGUUGUGUGUCGGAAGUUUCGUCAGAGCCCGCGGUCAUAAAUCCGCUCACUGUAGCUUUCAAUCAAUCAGGUAAGCCCCGCCUAGUUUUGGAUUGCAGGCACAUAAACCCUUUUUUGCAUAAAUUCAAGUUUAAAUACGACGAUGCAAGGGUAGCACGGGAUGUUUUCCAGCCAGGAGAUUUUUUGUUCACUUUUGAUUUGAAGUCUGCUUACCACCAUAUCGAAAUUUUUGAAGAGCACAGGCAAUUUCUCGGUUUUGAGUUUGAAGUGGAAGGCAAAACACGCCAGUUUGUUUUCAAUGUGUUACCGUUUGGUAUCUCUACUGCUGGUUACGUGUUUACCAAGGUUCUAAGGGAGGUGGUCAAAUCUAUCCGUUUAUUAGGUCACAAAUUGGUCAUGUAUUUGGACGACGGUAUUGGAGGUCACGAGACAGAGGGCGGGGCUAACGAGUCCAGUAGGUAUGUCAGACAGGCAUUGAUCGAUUACGGUUUUCUCAUAGCCGAGGAGAAGUCCAAUUGGGUAGCUUCCCAGCAUGUCACGUGGUUAGGUUACACGUGGUCGAUGGGAGAAGGCGUGGUCAGGGUCACGUCGGGUCGUGUCGAGCGGCUUUUGUAUUGGCUGACCAAUACGAUGACACAUGUCAAACAGAAAGACCUGCCUUUGCUCUCGGCCAGGUACAUAGCGGGCAUAGUAGGUCAGGUCAUAUCAAUGCAAGGUGUUGUCGGUCACGUGGCUAGACUACGUACACGGGAGUUGUACAGGUGUGUAUUGGCUAGAGCCAGUUGGAAUGCGCGUGUUUUGCUCACGUCGGGAGCUCUAGACGAGAUCCAAUUUUGGUUGUCUAACGUAAAGGCACUGAACGAUAAGGGUUCACAGUUAAAGCAACACCUAGUCUGUGACGCCAUACUUUGUACUGAUGCAUCCGGUGAGGGAUACGGGGGUUAUGUUCAAUAUGUGGACACAUCAGGCAGGUGUGAGCAUGUUGGAGUGACGCAAGGUGUCAACGGGUGCACAUACAUACACGAUACAAACAGUAUCGAGACAGGUGCAAGCAAAUGUUACCAAGGUGUAAUCCCCCAGGGGGACUUUGUAACGGUACAUGGUACAGAUGUUUUUCAACACCCCCAGGGGGCUUGUGAGGUCCGACCCCGGAUAUAUUUAGGCCAUGAUCAUGAUGGAACAAAAUGGGGUCAAACGUUCGAGUUUCUUGGUCAAUGCAACAGCACCCAGGGUGUUAGGGGGUCUCCGAGACCCGGGUUUUGCUACGGUAGCAGUAUUAGUCCCACGGGAGGACUAGUAGGUGGCCCAGUGAGUGACGUGAUCGGUCUGCAGGGCAGCGAGGUAAGCGUUUUGGAUCGCUCUCUUCCUACAGUAAGGGAUCUUUACCACAUGGAUAAACAUGUCGCGUUGGGAACAUGGGAUGAACGGGAGAAAAGGUAUAGCUCAACUUGGAGAGAGUUAGAAGCAGUCAAAAGGGUGUUGUUGGCUAAGGUCGAUAUGGUCAAAGGUAAGCAGGUAAAACUGUUAACAGAUAACAGAAACGUUUGUUCCAUAGUGAAAACUGGUAGCAGGAAGCCAGACCUACAGAGGGUCGCACGUGAGAUUAACGAGGUGUUGGAUUAUAAUAACACGGGCGUUAGUACACAGUGGCUACCAAGGAUUAGUAACAGUACCGCCGAUUACUUGAGUAGAUGUAAAGACUGUGACGAUUGGUCGGUGCAGUCAUGGGUUUUUGAGGAGUGUCAGUUAUUAUGGGGUCCACAUCAAAUCGACCGGUUCGCGACAGAUUAUAACAGCAAAUGUGUGCGUUUUAAUUCCAAGUGGUGGUGCCCGGGUACAGAGGCAGUCGAUGCUUUCACGGUAAGAUGGCAGGGAGUCAACAACUGGUUAGUACCUCCCCCUAGACUCGUUUGCGGUGUGGUUAGCAAAAUGAGGGACGAAGGAGCUUAUGGGACCAUAAUUGUCCCCCAUUGGAGGAGCGCGGCAUACUGGCACUUAUUGUGUCCUAAGGAUGGGGCUUUCGAUUCUUUCAUAGUAGAUUAUCGUAUACUGCCCAGUAGAAAAGUCACACUGAGGGGGAGGGGGAACAAUGGAUGUUUCGGAGCCAGUAUUUUGGGUUUCGACAUGUUGGCCCUCCGGUUAGACUUUAGACAUUGA